Messenger RNA from Penicillium diatomitis, 1830 nucleotides. RefSeq names its product vezatin family protein. The transcript is spliced from 5 exons. The record is from RefSeq and is a predicted model, not a curated record. Gene Ontology annotation, cellular component: PCNA complex. Gene Ontology annotation, biological process: mismatch repair; regulation of DNA replication; translesion synthesis. Lineage: Eukaryota; Fungi; Ascomycota; Eurotiomycetes; Eurotiales; Aspergillaceae. The coding region runs from base 1 to 1830 and encodes 609 amino acids. Gene Ontology annotation, molecular function: DNA polymerase processivity factor activity; DNA binding; myosin binding.
AUGGAGUCCCUUGUGCCUAAGGAUUCACCUCUGGACGAUUACCUUCAAGGAAUCGGUGGCAGCGUGGAGACAUGGCCCGCCGACGACAUGCCUAGCGACGGUGACGAUGAGGUUCGCGCCUCUGAUUUCGCGCCUCGGGGAGCUUCUCGCUUCCAGAAACGCGUUCGCAACAAGCUUCCGAAGCCUCUUGACCUGCGCAACUCGGCUCACGGAGCUCUCAUCGAGAAGCUCUAUUCCGCCUGCUCGACCGCCCUCAACGCGCGCAUCGCUCGGGGAGACAACGAGCGGUUCCUGGAACAAUUUGGCUACGUCAUUGUCGCAUCCCAGCUCUUGAAUGAGCAUAGCGCGCCCUCAUAUACCUCCGCCGCGGACGUGAUCACGACCUCCCAACCUGCAGAACUUCCAUCGCUCUCCACCACCUUCGGUGUGCAAGGUGCCGUAGUUACCGCCUCGACAUCAUUCUCAAUUGUCUGGCUUAUACACUGGGGGCGAUCGAAAUCUGGAUCUGGGCUGAAUGUGCGAAGAUUCGGAAUUCUCUUGAUAUUGGUCCCCGUCCUCGGAGUCUUUUUCUAUGCAUUUGCCAAACGACAAUGGUUGAAAUACUUGCGACAUCAGGCUGUCGAAGCGGCUGGGGCUUUCGUGGGGAAUGCGCAAGGUUUUGAUUCGGCUGCAUCGGCCUCAGUAGUCUUCAUUCAGGAGGUGGAACUUGUCUCCAGAGGCUAUCGGCUCACACCUCUUCCCCCGAUCAGUCGACUCGAAGAUCAAGUUCAAGUUCGACGAUGCAUGAGACUUCGCAAGGCGGUUUCUGAAUGCUUCUCGUCCAUGCUCAGUCGCUAUAUCCAAUCACAGAACGUACUGCGACCGUUGACCAACGAGACAAACCUCGCAAAAUACUAUGACAUCUACGAUCUCGCACUUGAAGACCUGGCCGUUAUAGAGUCGACUAUCUCACAAGAGUCCUUGGAUGAUCCGUGCUCUCUACGGUCUUUACGGGACUCGUUCGGCAAGUUGUACACCGUGAGGAAAAGUGUUCUCUGCUGUUUACUGGCGUUGAGCGCCGAUGGCGGGGGAUCUGAUAUUGCUCGGUGGAGUUCCGCUGUGGAAGAGAUGCGCGAGCUCGCGACAGUCACCGGUUCAAGUAUGACGAAGAUGACCAAUAUCUUGAACGAAGAAGAUCGCGAUCUCAUUCCUCCCUCUCCACUGCCAUCGGCAUCUCCAAGUAAGGAGCAUAUGCGUGCGCAAUUUCGACGACUGAACUCACUAUCGCAAGGCGUGCGGGCCUUGCAUGCAAAAAUGCACAUCAUCAGCGAGGAGUCUAGUGCCAGCAUUGAUAAAUCUGAUGGGGGUGAUUUUGAGGCAAGCCUCCUAAUGCAGUACGAUUCGAUCGGCAGCGACAUCAGGGCUUUACUCCAAGAAUGGGAACUUGGAAAAGCUGCCUUUGUCAACAAUCCCGACCGGCCCAGUAUUGCGGAUUUGUCAAGGCCGCCGAGUAUGGCUUUCCCACUUUCGCCUACGCCCAGUCUCGGCGGCACCACAGCCGUGGAAGGAAGUCCCACCGACGCGCUCAAGGCACUCAAUGGUGAACGGCCCGACUUGACACACAGCUUUGAUGACGAAGAGAUCUUCGAGGCCGUGGUGUUGCCUGCGUCUAGGAACAAGAGGGCCUCGUUGACCCGGGACGAGCGGCUGGCUCGUGUCCGAGAAGCUCGUGCACACAAAGCCGUUGUCCAAGAAAAAGCCAACGCGAAGACUAACAUGCUUAAGGAGCUGGAGAUGGUCAUACAACAAAGACCUCGGAACGGCGCUUCUAAGCGAGUCACAAGUAUCUAG